AUGAACGUAUCUUGGAUUCGACAGAAGGACUUGCACGUGUUGAGUAGCGGUCUUAACAAGUACACGCAAGACGAUAGAAUCCAAGUUCUUCAUAAGAAUGGAACCGAAACUUGGAACCUGAAGAUCCGUGACGCCAUCGAAAGUGACUCUGGAGUCUACGAAUGCCAAGUAAACACUGAACCCAAAAUCAGCUCUUCCGUUACUCUCAACGUCACCGGAGACGCAAAACUUGCAGACGUCAUCAGGUGUCUGGAGAUUUGCUCUGGAGCAGAUGCGAAGAAGGCAUGUGCUGUUAUGUUCAUGGAUUCAUCAGCUUAA
Messenger RNA from Darwinula stevensoni, 318 nucleotides. The record is from the annotation of a GenBank genome assembly. Lineage: Eukaryota; Metazoa; Arthropoda; Ostracoda; Podocopida; Darwinulidae.